This is a messenger RNA of Patella vulgata (common limpet), 4775 nucleotides long. Its product is annotated as pyrokinin-1 receptor. Gene Ontology annotation, biological process: neuropeptide signaling pathway. Lineage: Eukaryota; Metazoa; Mollusca; Gastropoda; Patellidae. Bases 2486 to 3724 code for a protein of 412 amino acids. Gene Ontology annotation, molecular function: neuromedin U receptor activity. Gene Ontology annotation, cellular component: plasma membrane. The transcript is spliced from 4 exons. The record is from RefSeq and is a predicted model, not a curated record.
UGUUAAAAAGACCUUUCCGAACUAUUGAAGAUAGAAAAUAUAUUUAAUACUUUGAUGGUUAUCAUAACACAAAAUGGCUUCUUUGCAUGGAAGCCGAAAGAUCAAUGAUGAUGUUCUACAUGAUUAAAGCUGAUUUGUGUUCAAAAGUUUAGAAGAUUUAUUUUUAUGGAUAUAACGAGCGUAUUACAUUUGGGAUGAAAAAUGUCAGAAGAUAAAACAUUUGUCGAUAUUGAUCAUCGUAAUAAAACUUACAGAAUUUAUUUUGGAAUUUUAAAAAAACUAGAGACACGAGGUUCUCAACACAACACACUAAAUUAGCAGUAACAAAUAUUAAAUGUUUUAUUUGAGGAUUGAUGUUGAAUAUUGAUAAAAGAAAUUGAAAUUGGAAGAAUUCAUAAUCUAGUGCUGUCAAUAUGAAUUGUUUUUUUUUAUAUCAAAAUUUAGACAUUUUUUUUACUGAUAAAUAGAGAUGUUUUUGAACACGUGAAGAAAAGUAAUAUUGGAAUGGAAGAGGCAACCACAAACAAUACGUCAUAAUUAUACACAAUCUGAACCAGAUGAAAGGGCGCCAUUGUUAUUUUUAACAGACAUCGGAAAUAUCACUCCGCUUUUGUGGACAUCAUCUAUAGGUGGGUAGAUUCAGGCCAGAUUAGAAGAAAAAAUGAAAACAGAAUGUGUUAAAUACCUCGAAAGAUUGAAUGUUCCAAAAUAUGAAACAACAUCUAUCUUAUGACUGAACAGUAUUAUCUAAAAUAACAUUUGAAUAAAUUUUAAACAUUUUGCGUCAUUCCACAAUUUCUAUCAGUAGCUUAAGGGCGGGUCAUGGGUAUACUUUGAUUAAUUAAACUGGUUUAUUCUCGGCAAACGUUUCUCCGAUUCUUGUGCAAUACUAACCCCAAAUUUAAACACAGUAUAAAUGUCCGAAUAACUAUGCCUAUGAAGUUACAGGGGUAUCACGAAUCAGCCAAUUAAAGACAAUAAUUUCUCAUAUAAGUUACGUAAGCCUCUUCAAACAAAUCUGGUGAUUGUUUUCAAUACAGCUUAAUAUUUUAAUUUGCAAUAUUUAGCCAAGGUAAAUUGACUAUAACGUGACAUUUGGCUUUUGGUUUAUAUAGUUAAACAUACUUUUAUUUGCGUUACGGCGCCCUGUGAAAUCCAUGAUGGGACAACCCCUUUAAAGUAGAUAUUGUUAAUCUAAAACAGCGUUGGGUAUAAAAUGAAACGAAGCGGACGAUGUGUUUGGGGAAAAAAAUCAUUGAUUGUACAUUCCAGUUAUUUCUAUCGACUUGUAAUCGAAAAUAAUUCCAUCCGUGAAAACAUUUGCACGAGGUUGAAUGUGUGAUUUAUUUUAUUCCAAACGUCUCGUUCGAGGGUAACGAAGUGCAUAAUGACACAAGCAAGAUGGUGGUAAAUUGUCAUUUUAAAUCACCUUAGUAACAGGCUGGAUGAUAAAUGAUGGAAUUUGAAGAACACGCACCUAUUGUUUAUGAGGUUGAUAAUGCAAUUAUAUGUUAUUCAACACGGGUGGAGAAUAAAAUUAAAAUCUAGUUACAUUAAGAAUUUAGUUUUGGGUCGUUUACAUUUCUAUUAGGUUUUUUUCUGCUUGUAAAUAAUAGAAAAGUGAAGUCGUAUUAAAUAUCGUCAAUGGAGUAGUAAUGAAUCGUACAUGUAAAUUGGAUUUACUUGUCAGAACACCAUAGACAACAAGAUUUGGUCAUAAACAUGGAUGAAGAAAUUCUAGGAAGGAUUUGCAAAAACACAAAAAACUCUACAUAUUCUGACAAUCGCUCAUUGGAUUAAAGUUUUACAUUAGCGGAUAAGUGUGGUGACUUACGUGUCGUUUUACAGCCAAUAAUACAACACAUAUCUAUAACACAUUCUCUGCAUCAUAUACAAUCCAGUGACAGCGUGCUGCUUUUUUGAUAUAUGAUUAUUAUGAAAGAUGGUAUGAUCUGGAAAGCAGGUGAAAAUUAUUGACAGGCGUAAUUGUAUUUAAAAUGUAGCCUACAAUUUAACAGGUUAAUUGUUUUACAGUACACUUUAGGUUCGGAUAUUUACCUUCCUCGGUGAUGAGUUUCAACAAUCUCUGUUUAAUAAGCACAAAUUAAUUAAGCGAAAGAAAAUGAUGGAUUGGAAAGCUUACAAACACGAUGGAUACGAGUUUUGCCGUGUUAAUUACUAUGCUACAACAUUGGAUUUAAACCAAACUAACGUAUAGGUAUAUGACGUCAUAUCAAUCACCUUUGAUGGAUUACCAGACAUCUGUGAAAAUGCCUGCUGUGUUUUGAGGGAGUCUGCCAAUGUUGCAAACUUUUUAUAACACAAGUUUUUUUUUAUCUGGAUUAGCGCUUCAACAUGUUUUGUUUGUUUUUUAAUACAACAAAAACAAUUUAACGUGCACAAAUGUUAUCCUGGUGUAUUCGUCUGGACAAUUGUGUGUGGCACCUGAGCAACAUUUAGGCCUACAGUGAUUUGAAAACAUAAAAUGGCGGAAAAUGUGUCGAGUUCUGUGUUUGGUAUAGGGGUGAACACUUCUAAUCAAACCAUUGGACUAGAGGAAGAACUGGGAUCGAAAGCAGCUGUGCCUAUAACCUUUGUGUACAUUCUGAUUUUUAUAACUGGUGUGUUCGGCAAUAUAUGCACGUGCAUUAUCAUCAUUAAAAAUCGUUACAUGCACACACCAACUAAUUAUUACCUGUUUAACCUGGCCGUGUCCGAUUUAAUGAUGUUGGUGCUGGGUUUACCGUAUGAGAUUUAUACGUUGUGGUCGUCAUAUCCUUUUCUACUGGGUGAAACUAUUUGCCGGCUCAGACUCCUGGCCGCUGAGGCCUCAACGUAUACCUCCAUUUUGACCAUCACCGCCUUUACGGUGGAACGUUAUAACGCCAUUUGUUAUCCAAUGAGGGCCAAUAACUCUAAUUUAUCACGUGUUGUCAAGGUGAUAAUAAGUAUCUGGUCCUUGUCUGUCUUGUGUUCAAUACCCGUAGCACUACAAUUUGGAAUAAUCUACGACACAUUCGAUGGAAACGUUCCAAUAUCAGAAUCUGCACAGUGCAAUACAAUAAAUGAAUCGGAGGCUAAAAUUGUGUUUCAAGUGUCGACAUUUUUAUUUUUUAUUUUUCCUAUGACAGUGAUUGGAAUUUUAUAUUUUAUGAUUGCCCUAGCAAUUAGGCGAUCGGUUCUCAUUAGAAGUGGUUCUGAUUCGUCCAAUGACAGUCAAACAACGUCAGCCAGUGUUUUAAACCCUGACACGAGGGGCCAGCAACAGUCACUGAUCAGGCAAUCUGUCCUUAAAAUGCUCGUUGCUGUUGUUGUUGCCUUUUUUGUUUGCUGGGCUCCGUUCCACGCACAAAGACUUUUGGUUGUUUAUGUGGAGGAUUGGACUUCAACUCUGAUGCAGGUUCAUGACUGCUUGUAUUAUAUAUCUGGCGUGCUGUACUAUAUUAGCUCGACUAUUAACCCAAUCUUAUAUAGUAUCAUGUCCGUCAAGUUCCGCCAGGCCUUCCGCUCUACCAUCCUCUUUCCAUGUUGUCAAACUAAUCGGAGAAAAUCGCGGAAUUCGUAUACGUAUAAAUUCUCCCAUCAGAAGAACUCCGGUGACACUAACUGUACCCCUGUAGAGAGUAGUCCUCCUGCUAGAUGUUGUGUUCCAGUACCACCUCGAUCCCCACAACGCUGUGAUGAUUGUCCCAUGGAAAGGAUUUCAUGGAAAGGAAACGAAUGACAGCGUUAAUCGAUCGAUAAACUUGUUCAUCAACUUGGGUUGAUAGUGGCUGAUCAUGGCCUUAAUCCGGUGUUACAAAAAGGGAUACCCAUGGAGUGGUUUGCCUUUUCCAUGAAAAAGAACCAAAUCAGUAUAAUUACCCGGUGUUCUUAAUUUCCAUUCCAAUAAUAGUGCUGUGUCUUCUGGGUUUUACUACCAAGAGCAUUACUCUAGUAAAAAAACAACGUUGGUUUGAAAAUCGUAAUGUGUUAUUAGGAAGAAGCCAGUGAUGUCCUUAUGGGCUGUUAGCCAGUGUUCGUUGAUGCGCACGACUUUGGUAAAAAUAACGAGUAAAUACAAAGAUCAAAAUAAUAUCACAGAGAAUGUUACAAACAGUUACUGCUGAAUGAUAUAACACCGGGAACAAUUUUAUGAAUACACAAUUACUAAGCGAAGUUUCGAAGAGGAUAUACUGAGUUUAAUACUAAGCGACGUUUCGACGAGGAUACUCUUGUCUUGAUAUCAAGUUAAAGUCAGACGUUUUUCAAUUCCGUUUCCGCUUGCUUUAGUUUCCGUGUAUUUUAUUUCACCACCUCAACUUGACCUAACAGCUGACAGGUUUAUCACUGUGCUCUUGCUUGUGUAACUUUUCUAGUCAUAGCCCCGUUCACUAUUUAUAAACUCAUUAAAGUUUCGGGCAUAACGCAACCGAAACCAGCCUUCUGAACCACAGUUGUUCUGAAUAUGUGUUAGAUUUUAUAAGUGUAGCAAAUGAGAACCAUAAAAAUGAAAGAUGAAGAUAUACUUUUUGUUUGAUAGGUGGUGCUUCUAACAACUGCUGCGCCUGUCCAACCUCGUGGGUUUUCUCCGGGUCCUCCGGUUUCCUCCCACUGCUAAAGACCCCUAUGCGCAAGCGAAUUAUUGAAAUAAAAUUAAACCAUAUGUUAAUCCCGAAAUGACCUAGUUGUGUCGAGUGGACGUUAAACCCCAUUUCUCUCUCUCUCUCUAACAACUGCAAUGGAUAUAUUGUAUAAGUGUUCUAAAAAAAGAAAUGAAUAAAUUAAAAACUCCA